Molecule: messenger RNA, 1056 nt
Organism: Morus notabilis
Lineage: Eukaryota; Viridiplantae; Streptophyta; Magnoliopsida; Rosales; Moraceae
Product: probable xyloglucan endotransglucosylase/hydrolase protein 10
Exons: 4
Coding region: 27-911 (294 amino acids)
Biological process (GO): cell wall biogenesis; xyloglucan metabolic process
Cellular component (GO): cell wall; apoplast
Molecular function (GO): hydrolase activity, hydrolyzing O-glycosyl compounds; xyloglucan:xyloglucosyl transferase activity
Source: RefSeq, a predicted model, not a curated record
UUGAAAAAAGAAGUCGGAAACUAACCAUGAAUGGCAAUCACAAAAUUAUCAUAUUUUUCAGCCUUCUUGCCGUGAGACUUGUUCAAAUUGCUGAAAGUUCUGUCGUUUCAACUGGAGACUUCAAUAAGGAUUUCUUCGUAACAUGGUCACCUAGCCAUGUAAACACUUCCGCCCAUGGCCGCGAAAGAAGCUUGAAGCUCGAUCAAGAAUCUGGCGCGGGCUUUUCUUCGAAUCAGAUGUUCUUGUUCGGGGAGAUUGACAUGCAAGUAAAGCUAGUUCCAGGCCAUUCAGCAGGCACAGUUGUGGCCUAUUAUUUGACAUCUGAUCAACCAAACCGUGAUGAGAUAGACUUUGAGUUCCUUGGUAAUGUGGCUGGUCAACCAUACAUUCUUCAGACAAAUAUUUUUGCUGAUGGAUUUGACAACCGUGAGGAAAGGGUUAAUCUUUGGUUUGAUCCAACAAAGGAUUUCCAUACCUAUUCCAUAUUAUGGAACCUUCACCAAAUUGUAUUCAUGGUGGAUUGGGUUCCCAUAAGAGUGUAUAGGAACCAUGCAGACAAGGGUGUCGGAUUUCCGCGGUGGCAGCCAAUGAGCAUCAAAGUCAGCCUGUGGGAUGGUGACAGCUGGGCGACUAGAGGCGGCCGCGACAAAAUCGAUUGGUCAAAAGGCCCCUUCAUAGCUUCCUUCAAGAACUACAAGAUUGAUGCUUGUAUUUGGAAUGGAAAUGCAAGGUUUUGCAGGGGAGAAAGCCCUACUAAUUGGUGGCACAAGCACAAGUACAGCACCCUAACAUCCACGCAGAGAAGGUUGUUCAAAUGGGUUAGAAAGUACCACAUGAUUUAUGACUAUUGCCAAGACAAUGAGAGGUUCCAAAACAAUCUUCCAAAGGAGUGUUCCCUACCGAAAUAUUGAUCAAAAUAGGAAUUUCAUUUAUUUUUUGUUAUUUUUUUUUUAUUGCCAACUUAAUAUUCAUAUCAUAUAUGUGAGGCUGUAACAAGGAAAAGAGGAAUCAUUAGUUAAAGAUUGGAGCUUAUUAGAUCAAAGUAUUUGUACCUUG